Molecule: messenger RNA, 3361 nt
Organism: Acipenser ruthenus (sterlet)
Lineage: Eukaryota; Metazoa; Chordata; Actinopteri; Acipenseriformes; Acipenseridae
Product: multiple inositol polyphosphate phosphatase 1-like
Exons: 6
Coding region: 460-1878 (472 amino acids)
Molecular function (GO): acid phosphatase activity; inositol phosphate phosphatase activity
Source: RefSeq, a predicted model, not a curated record
UGAGACAGACUGUGUUGGUUCAAUUGAUGCAUGCUUACUAGCCAUCACCGUGUAAUGCCACAAUUGAGAAUGUUUUGGGGUACUGCGUGAACUUUUUUAUACCGUGCUGCAAAUCUUGAGGAGUCAGUGCUGCAAUUAUUGAAGGAAUUUGCAAAACCACUGGAUGGUUUAUGUAUUAUUGGCAGGUUAUCAAGUGAUGUAACAGAACGACACCUUUUUAAAACAUGCGCGCAAAGUGCUUGCUGAUCAGGAAGGCAAGGCAGCGGACUGGGCGACCAGCUGUGAAGACAGGAAACAGUAACAACAUCAUCAUCCUCACCAGCACUAAACAGAAACAACAGACUCUGAAAGCACACAUGCAGAUGUUGCAGUUGUAUCUUUACAACUAACUAAUUUUAUUUUAUUGACAACACCGACGAAGGGCUGUUUUUCCCUCGUUACUGAUCUAACCACAAAAUUAUGGCAGUCGUACUAAACCGACACGUCGUGCUUCUUACUUUUGCAUUUACUCGUUUUUGUUCAGCCUGCAACAUUGUUGCAAAUCGGGACGAUCACACUGGAGAUAUCCCAACAAUUGCCAAGUAUUUUGGGACCAAGACCAGAUACGAAGAGGUCAAUCCAUACCUUUUGAACGACAUACUUUUCGUCAACAAAACUCCCUUGCGGCUUCAACAGGACUGCAGUCCGGUGCACAUCAGCGCUGUCAUCAGACAUGGCACAAGGUACCCGACCGCCAAAAACGUUAAGAAGAUGAUAGCCAUUUACAAUUUGGCUGAAAAAAGGAAGCAUAGAGGCCGGGGCUUGGUGGAUUAUAUAAACCACUGGGAUAUGUGGUAUAACGACACGAUGGAUGGGCAGUUAGUGGAAAAGGGCAGAGACGACCACAGGAAUCUGGCUGUUCGAUUGGCAACUGCGUACCCAUCACUGUUCAGUGAGGACAGUUUCAGAGACUGCCGCAUGAAGUUCAUCACUAGUUCCAAGCACAGGUGUGUGGACAGUACCCUCUCAUUCAUCGAGGGGCUGGUGAAGAAGUACUGGAAAAUGCAGGACAGGAGAAAGGAUAUGCACUGCCAGCUUGAAGUCAAUGAUGAGCUGAUGAGAUUCUUUGACAAAUGCGAGAGGUUUGUCGUUGAUGUGGAACAGAACAAGACUGCUUUGCAGCAGGUGGAUCUGUUCAAGACUAAACCAGAGAUGCAGGGGGUGCUGGACAAAGUGGCCAGUCUACUGGACAUAGCAGCCAGUGACAUCACAGCAGACUUGGUUGAAGCUGCCUUUUACAUGUGUUCUUAUGAGCUUUCGAUUAGAAAUCUGAGCUCGCCAUGGUGUCAACUUUUUGACCAGGAAGAUGCUAAGGUUCUCGAAUAUGCCAAUGACCUCAAGCAGUACUGGAAGAGAGGCUACGGGCAUGAGAUCAACAGUAAAUCAAGCUGCUGUCUGUUUCACGACCUCUUCAAACGCUUGGACAAGGCUGUUGAGGAGAGUGAGAGGUCAGGUACGGUCUCUGAGCCCGCAGCUUUCCAGAUUGGCCACGCUGAGACUCUCCUCCCACUGCUGUCCCUCAUGGGCUUCUUUAAGGAUGAGACACCACUGACUGCUGACAACUUCGCCCAGCAGGGGGGGCGUGUGUUCCGAACAGGCCACAUUGUGCCCUACGCCGCCAACUUGGUUUUCAUUCUUCACCGAUGCGAGGAGAGCCACCGACUUCAGCUACUGCUCAAUGAGAAACCCCUGUGCUUCCCCAACAUGGACAAUCCAGCCCCAGAGUAUCAGCAUGUGAAGAAUCUUUACAGCAACCUGCUUGAGGGGUGCGACUUCAAGAAAGAAUGCAAACUUCCCAGCGCCAUUGGAGCUGUUAACCCAAUCAUCCAUGAGCUGUGAUCAAUCGACCCCCCCAACUUCAGAAUGGGAAGCGGGUCAUAUUGAGGGCACAGGCUCUUGUGAAAUAAAUGAGCAACUUCACGGUUUUUCAGCUCACAGAAAAAGCAGUGUGUUGUCUUGAUGCAAGCAUGAGACUGCUUUUCAUUGUCCGACAUGUAAACCAUUUAUCUAAGAUUCCCGGGGAACAGGCUUUUAACUAUGCGCUGCACAUGAAAAUGGUUGUCGGGAUACAGGUUUGAAAGGAGCAAAAUGAAGCAAGCUGACCCCACUGCCUGUAUCUCUGUAUCUGAAUAUAAAAUAAAUAGUUGAUUGUUUUGGUGCUCAUAAAAAGUGUUGAAGUUGCUAAUAAUUUUCACAAGGGGAAGUUUUAGCUUUAUCAAUUACUUUUGCAAUUUCAGAGUUCUUAAGAAAGCUCUAAAUUACAUUUUUUUCAAAGGCUGCUAUUUCACUUUUAGAAAUAUCAUCCAAAACAAAGUCUGUGGUUGUUUGGUUUUUUUAACGUGCAAAUUCUAGUUUACCACUAAUUCCAAAGCCUAGGUAAUGAGUUUUUUUUUUUUUUUAGAAACUCAUUGUAUUUUUAAGUUUUUUUUUUCAAUAAUAAAUAUAACUAGAACUUCCAGGCAGUUUUACGGCUUCCAAGCUCAGUACCAGUUUGACAUUUUGGCAGCACAAGUGUCAGCAACAGAUGAGUUUAAUGGAGCAGUUUCAAUUCAAAAUAUUGCUUUAGUUCAUUAUCUCACAAUGCGUUAUAACUUUAAACACCAUGGUAACCAUGACCCUAUCUACACACUGUAAGGAGUUAAAAGCUAAUUUUACAUUUGACCUUAGAGAGGUCAAAGGUCAUAGGUAAGGUGAUUUUUGGAUAGAGCAUAUAUGGGUUCCUAUCUGUGUACUAUAGUAACCAUUAACCUAUCUACACUGUAAGGUGUGUGGCAAUGUGCCCCGCCCCUGUGUGCAUAUUAUGUGUUGUAUGUUGCGUGUGUGUGUUAAUGUUGGUGUAUAGAUUGGUACACGGGAUAUAAACGGGUCUGUGUUUCACGUGUGAUUUAAAGAUGUAGAUUUAUAUUUAGGCACGAGGAGGGCACAAAUCACUUCACGUGCUGGUUAAAUGUAAUAUAUGAGCACGGGGUUGCACGUAAUGAAUUCACGUGCUGGGAUUCAAGUGAAUAAUUAAUUCGUAAUUGAAUCCCAGCACAACAGUAUAUAUAGAGACACGUAGCAUUCACUCGGUGUUGGGUGUUCGAGAGUGGAGAACGGGUGAGAGAGAAGGAGAACGUAAAGUGAAGUAAAAUAAUAAUCUAUAAGUGUUUGUACUCACCGUGUUUGUUUGUCUCCAUGCACCGUUUGUUAAGUGUUUAGUACGUUUUGUUUGUCUAUUUAUUUUGGCGCAAGUGCCGUGUCCCGUGUUGUGUGUUUAAAACCUUUUAUUUUCUGUUCUGUUUAUUAAAUGCUGAGCGAAAAGCAUUCGCUCAGCUCCACCAAA